This is a messenger RNA of Ceratosolen solmsi marchali, 953 nucleotides long. RefSeq names its product Dehydrogenase/reductase 4 (gene Dhrs4). The transcript is spliced from 5 exons. The record is from RefSeq and is a predicted model, not a curated record. NCBI's taxonomy places the organism in Eukaryota, Metazoa, Arthropoda, Insecta, Hymenoptera, Agaonidae. Gene Ontology annotation, molecular function: carbonyl reductase (NADPH) activity. The coding region runs from base 76 to 885 and encodes 269 amino acids.
GUGAUAUGAGACUUUUGUAUCACUCGGUUAUUGCAAGUUGGCGUAAGAAUAAAUUUUAGUGUCCUCUAUGCUGCAAUGGAUAAAGUUGUACGAGGCUUAAAAAGUUCUACAAAAUCCUUAAAUCAAUGUUGUCGAUUGGAGGAGAAAGUUGCCAUUGUAACAGCCUCUUCUCAAGGGAUUGGUUUUGCCGUUGCUCAGCGCUUAGCUCAGGAAGGGGCGAAAGUGAUAAUAUGUAGCAGGAAAGAAGCUAACGUCAACAGCGCAGUAGAUAAACUUAAAACGAAGGGGUAUGAGGUUUCUGGAAUUACUUGUCACGUUGGAGUAGACGAAGACAGGAAAAAACUUCUAAACGAAGCUAUAUCAAAAUAUGGUGGCCUGGAUAUUUUAGUAUUAAACGCAGCUGUAAAUCCAUCGAUAGGUCCAGUGUUAGAGUGCAGCGAAGCUGUUUGGGAUAAAAUAUUUGAAAUAAAUGUGAAAAGCACAUUCUUAAUGAUGAAGGAGUCCUUACCGCUACUUAAAAAAAGCAAAUCACCAUCCAUUAUUAUUAUGUCCUCGAUUGCUGGCUAUCAGCCGUUUGAUAUGCUUGGAGUAUACUCGAUUUCAAAAACAACUUUACUUUCUCUUUGUAAAAUAACUGCUCAGGAAUUAGCGAGAGAUGGAAUUAGAGUAAAUUGUAUCGCACCUGGUGUCAUAAAGACAAAAUUUUCCAAUUUCUUGCACAAUUCAGAAGCAGCGAGUGAAAUGAUAAUCGCUACAAUUCCAAUGCAAAGAUUUGGAAUUCCCGAGGAAAUUGGAUCAGUCGCAGCAUUCUUAGCAAGUAGCGAUGCCUCCUACAUUACGGGAGAAACUAUCGUAGCUGGUGGAGGAAUAAAAUCAAGACUUUAAAAAUGAAGUGAUUUAAUUUUAACGAUAAAAAGAUUUAAUAAUUUAAAAAAGUUUUAUAAAAAAUUAUA